Messenger RNA from Paramecium pentaurelia, 1311 nucleotides. The record is from the annotation of a GenBank genome assembly. NCBI's taxonomy places the organism in Eukaryota, Ciliophora, Oligohymenophorea, Peniculida, Parameciidae.
AUGAGUUAAUCUUAUAAAGAGUAUUGGAAGAUGUUAAUGGAAGAUCAAAGAAAAGUUUAAUCAAUUUGUGGAACUAUAGAACUCACAUUCUAAUUUACAAAUGAAAAUGAACUAUAAUAUAAUGUGGAGGAUUGCCAGAUAGAAUAUGAUUAAUUAUUAGAAGAUGAAAUGUAGAAUUAUGAUGGUCCAGAUGAUUUGAAUAUUAAUUAUUAUUAUUCUAAUGAAAAAGGAGAAGAAGUAAAAAUAGAUAUAGAAAACUAUGAGAUAGAUGAUAUUUCAGACCUUAAUGAUUAAAAUGAUUCAUUAGAAGAAGGUAAUUCAUUAUUUGAUGUUUCAUGUAUAAUGAUAAGUCCAAAUCAUUAAUUUAUUUUAAUAUGUGUAAAUGUUUAAAUUUUAAGAAAAAAAGAAUCACAAAGACUUAUUAUUAUAGAUAUUUACAAUCAUAAGAUAUAAAAAUUAUUUUAUAGAUCUAAUUUUUUAGGAGAUACAAAUCCAUAAUUCUCUAAAGAUGGUAAUUUUGCAUUAAUAAAUAUUACAAAUGAUACUGAAUAAUCAAUAUCAAAAUGUUUGUUUUUGGAUCUUAAAAAUAGAAUUUAAAAAGUUUUAUACUUUUAAACUAAUUAACCAAUUUUAAGAAUAGAAUAUGAUGAUUAAUCUAAUUGCUUUUUUUAUAUAACACAUUUAGGUACAAUAUAUUAAUAACCAUUUAAUUUUGAAAAUUACAAUAUCGAUAGGUCAAAAAGAUAGAAAUAUAAAAUUAAUUAAAAAUUCUAUUAAUUUCUUGAAAAUCAUGAUACUCAUCUUUAUAUACUUGUUGAUUAUUUUGCAUUAAUUGUUAAUUAAAAAGGUUAAUAUAUUAUAACCAGAAUAAAAAAAAAUUGUAAAAUUAUAAAAAAUUACAUUUUUGAAAAUUAUUAUCCAAAAUUCAUAUCUAAAAAGCCUGUUUAUGUUGUGGCAGCAGAUCCUAAAGAACAAACAUUUCUUUUAAUUAAUAUAUCAAUAGGAAAAUUAAUUAGAAAGAAACAUCUUACUUAGUAAUUUUAAAAGUCUAAUUAUUAUUAUGAUUCAUAAAAUCAAUCUUAUCAUUUUUCUUAUUAAAUUAAUUGUCUUACAUAAGGGCAAGGUGAUAAUGAAGAUAAUAUUAACUAAGAAUAAAGAAGAAAAUGGAUGAUUUUUGAUUUUAUUAGAGGAAUUUAAAAAUAAGUUAAUUAAACUUGGUUAACUUAAGAAUAAAUAAAGACAAAUUUAUUUACAAAUAAAAUAGUAAUACAAAAUUAUCAAAAUAAAAUCAGUUUUUAGUUGAAACUUUGA